CUGACACUCGAGAUAGUAUACAUCUGUCCUAUCCUGCCUUCAAAUCUCAUAGAUCCAGCGCGACCGUGGUGUUCGGUGCCCGGAUGCCGAAAUGUCAAAAGGGACGCUGCAUCGCUGGAACCCAGCUUGUCGCAAGCUCUACAGUCCGGUCUGCCGUCCAUCCGACCAUCAGCUCUUACAGGGUGGCCCCGACACGGCCCAGCAGAUUGGCGAUCUGUUGCACUGUUCGUGGGGCACAUGUCGUCGUACCACGCAGAAGCGAUAGCUAGCUCAACCGUGGCGCGCCCGAGUCUUAUAGGCCCUCCACGUAACAGUCUACGGGCCGCACCGCAGCAUCGCCAUGCUCGUCGGGUGCAGCACCCCGAGCCACUCGGGCUUGUCGCCAACGCCGAAUUUCACGAGUUCUUCGGCAGGCCCCAAGGCGUUGCGUUGCGUAUGUCGUCUGAGCCCCGGACGAGCCCCUCAAUUUGCAGCACGGAUAGCAUCCCGUGGGAACGAACGCCCUCGCUUUGCGCGUUCAGUACUAUGCUAUGAAAUUG
Molecule: messenger RNA, 539 nt
Organism: Phanerochaete carnosa HHB-10118-sp
Lineage: Eukaryota; Fungi; Basidiomycota; Agaricomycetes; Polyporales; Phanerochaetaceae
Exons: 4
Coding region: 92-265 (57 amino acids)
Source: RefSeq, a predicted model, not a curated record